Molecule: messenger RNA, 1329 nt
Organism: Microsporum canis CBS 113480
Lineage: Eukaryota; Fungi; Ascomycota; Eurotiomycetes; Onygenales; Arthrodermataceae
Product: lipoyltransferase 1
Exons: 2
Coding region: 1-1329 (442 amino acids)
Biological process (GO): protein lipoylation
Cellular component (GO): cytoplasm; mitochondrion
Molecular function (GO): lipoyltransferase activity
Source: RefSeq, a predicted model, not a curated record
AUGUUUUCAGCCCGUCCAUUACAGCCACUGCAAUGGUCGCAGUCUCUCAAGCAUUGCUGUCAAUGGACGGCGAGUAGGCGGCUUACCGUCCGUCCACUCUCGACUUUUGCUGCCCUGGCCUCUCGGCCUCAGUCCAAACUCCAGGUCUAUCAGUCUCUCUCCAACGACCCCUUCGUCAACCUGUCCCUCGAGAACUUCCUCUACGAACACUCGCCGCCGGACUCCAAGAUCCUCUUUCUAUAUAUUAACAGGCCCUGUGUCGUUAUCGGGCGGAACCAGAACCCAUGGCUCGAGACGAAUCUGCAUCUGCUGAAGAGCAGCAAUAGGAUUGUAGACAGUGGACGGAGCAGCAAUGAUGCUGCGCUCUUUGUUCGACGACGAUCUGGCGGUGGCUCCGUUUUUCACGAUGAAGGAAACUUGAAUUUCUGCGUGAUUUGUCCCAAACCGACUUUUCAUCGUGACAAGCAUGCAGAGUUGGUUGUCAAGGCAUUAAAGAACGUUGGGGCUUUGGGAACGAAGGUCAACGAACGUCAUGAUAUCGUCCUUGGUCUAGAUCCGCAGCAAGAGCCGUCUUCUCGGGUUGUCAAGGCUGGACCGGCAGACCAGGACGCUGAGAGCCCGCCGCUGGAGAACCCCGUGAGGGCCGUCAAAAUCUCGGGCUCAGCUUAUAAGCUGUCGAGAUUCCGUGCUUUGCACCACGGUACCUGUUUGAUAGAUUCGCCGAACCUUAGUCAGAUUGGGUUGUUUCUAAGGUCGCCUGCGCGUCCCUAUAUCAAGGCCAGAGGAGUCGAGAGUGUCAGAUCCCCGGUUGGAAAUGUAUCCUCAGCAUUGGAUGAAUCAGUCAGGCCGUUCCUUAUGCGGCAGAUAAUCGGGGAAAUCAUGGAAGAAUUUGCCUUGCUGUAUAAUUUGGAUAGAAACGCUCUACGGAAAGCACAAAGGGCCCAUGCCAACGAUCCAGAACUGUCUUCUGGAGAUGACUGGGUUGCUGGCAUAUUAACUGAUGAAGAUGCAAAAAACGAGCCCGAAGUGUGCAAAAGCAUCCAAGAACUACACACUAAGGCGUUCUUCCGAGUUAAAUCUGGCCUUAUAACCGAAAGUCACGUUUCGACAUCACCAGACCAAGAGACAGCACAUUACGAAGCGAAGUGCGUUCAUAAAAUCCUGCACAACAAGCCUCUGCAUGAAAUCUCAGACUGGGGAUCAGUUCUCAGCUCUGCUUUAGCAGUUGCCAGCCAGGAUGGCGCGUACCCUGGUGCUUUCGGGUCGAAUUCUCCAGACAGCGAGCUCUCGGGCCUUUCCAAGUGGCUUAACGACAAGCUUGGAUAUUGA